This is a messenger RNA of Lytechinus pictus (painted urchin), 7840 nucleotides long. RefSeq names its product serine/threonine-protein kinase unc-51-like. The transcript is spliced from 26 exons. Gene Ontology annotation, molecular function: protein serine/threonine kinase activity; ATP binding. The record is from RefSeq and is a predicted model, not a curated record. NCBI's taxonomy places the organism in Eukaryota, Metazoa, Echinodermata, Echinoidea, Temnopleuroida, Toxopneustidae. Gene Ontology annotation, biological process: piecemeal microautophagy of the nucleus; reticulophagy; axon extension. Gene Ontology annotation, cellular component: phagophore assembly site; autophagosome; cytoplasm. The coding region runs from base 411 to 3461 and encodes 1016 amino acids.
AUACACAGAAAGAACACUGCGAAUUUGACCUACCGUACCGUAAUAGACAGGACAUUUAUUUCUAAAAUACCGGUAUUGCAAAAGGAAUUGAUAGCGAAGAACCAUGCAUUCUCUCACUAUUUGAGCUAUUUUCACCUUUUGUGGUGAUCAUGCUAACAUCCCAAUUCCCACAUUCAUUGCGAGAGAGGUGGAACUUGAGAAAUUGACGGUUUGAUUUCAUCAUCCGAGCAGGGAAAAUCAGCGGGCUGCUUUGUUUUGGUCGAUUUGGAGGGAGCGCACUUAGCGCGGAUGCGAUGCAUCAAGAACAAUAAUAAAACGGUUCUCACUGCUGGGAAACCAUGAUCUAGCUCGGAAAGCCUCCAGAAAAUUGCUGUUUCGAUCAUGUUAAGAAUGAUGCUAUCUUGAAGGCCAUGGAGCACGUUGAUGAGUACGAGUACAAUAAGAAGGAUAUAAUUGGGCAUGGAGCUUUCGCGAUUGUUUUCAAAGGAAGGGAGAAGAAGAGACCCAACCUAACAGUUGCCAUCAAGUGUAUCAACAAGAAGAACCUGUCAAAAUCACAGACUUUCCCUGAGAAGGAGAUUGAAAUAUUGAAGGAGUUACAUCAUGAAAAUGUGGUGUCUCUAUAUCAUUUCAAGGAGACGACCUCCUCUUUGUACAUGGUCAUGGAGUUCUGUAAUGGCGGAGACCUUGCUGAUUAUCUACAUAUCAAGGGUACAUUAAGCGAGGACACCAUCCGAUUCUUCCUCGGCCAGAUAGCUUCUGCAAUGAAAGCUAUCCAUGAGAAAGGGAUCAUCCAUCGAGAUCUCAAGCCUCAGAACCUCCUACUCAGUCAUAACAGCAAGCAUAAAGUACCUCUACCAAAUGAGAUACAUCUUAAAAUAGCUGACUUUGGAUUUGCGAGGUUUCUUGAAGGUGACAUGAUGGCUGCUACACUUUGUGGGUCCCCUCUCUAUAUGGCUCCUGAAGUGAUCACAUCGCAGCACUACGAUGCUAAGGCUGAUCUGUGGAGUAUAGGAACCAUUCUCUUUCAGUGUCUUACUGGUAGUGCACCCUUCAAAGCACCCAACCCUCCUGAACUCAAGAAGCUCUAUAUGAAGGCCAGGACUUUGGAUCCUAACAUACCACCAGGGACAUCGAAGGCACUUCAAAACUUGUUGGUCAGACUCCUCAAGAGAAACCAAAAAGACAGGAUAGAAUUUGUUGACUUUUUCAACCAUGAGUUUUUAGGCAAGAAUGUGAAAUCUACCUCAACUUCCCCAAUGCCAGUCCCAAGCCGGACGUACAGCUUCAGCUCUGACUCACCGGGCGAGAGGCGCUCCCUGUCCGUCUCCCCGCUCUCAGGGAACAUGCCCAUCUCAUCCCCUGAAGAGCCGUCGCCAUCAUCGGUCGGGUGUGGCACCAGGGGGUACAGUACCAGUCCUCUGGCUGCCCCGCCCAUGAUGUCAGCGAAUAGACCUUCCGCUGCCAAGGGACUACAGGAGAAGCUUCGACUGUCAUCGGGAAUGGGCUCUUCGGAUUUAGUUGAAGAUGAUUUUGUGAUAGUACAGCCGAGCCUUGUAUCAGAAUUAUCAUAUGAAACUAGUGGUGCUAGCAUUAAUGUGCAAACUACAACAGAUGUAAUUACAAUAAGGAGCAAUUCUUCCCCAAUCAUGUCGAGUAGCAGAGGUCACCAUGUCCAGCCAAAGUCCAGUACAAGCCCAGUGUCCGGCCGGACUAUGGCUGCAGUGGUCAGAAGGAAACUGCCCUCUCCAAGUGAAAGGCCAAGCAGCUUGCCAAUUUCGUCGAGUCCGUCAACGAGUCCUAGUAGUGGUAGACAUCGAAUGAGUCCGAAGCAGCAGUCUCCCUCAUCACUGAUCUCACCAAGCAGGAUACAUGCACAGAUUAGACACUCGUAUAGUAGCAGUGGUGGCAGCCCCGUAGGCAGCCCCAACCAACGAAGACGACUUCUAAGUCCUAACCAAUCCCCUUCGUUGGCUAGACAUUGCAUUCUAACCCAGGCUGGAGGAGUGGAGAAUAAACCACCAAGUCCUGUACAAGUUACUGGAUUAGCCUCACCGGGCAGUCAGUACAAUCCAGGAGUCAUUCACAAGUACUACAAGUUUCAUGCAUCGCCCACGUCCCCUUCGCCGUCACCUCCUCAUAUCCCUAGGGUUUCAACAGAUCCUAGCAUGUCCUCUCAAGGGGUGGGGCUUUACAGAGGCUCCUCCCCUCAUUCGCAGGGGUCCGGGACUUCCCCUACCAACAUUCCAUCACCGGCUAGAAGGAAGUUAUCAUCACCUGCAAGGAGUUCUCCUCAGUUCUUUACUGGUCCUUCCUCACUACCAACCAUCGCUGGUUCACCGACCAAGAAAGGCAUUGGUAAUGAGAUCAGAUUCACCAUAGGAACGCAUUGCAUCAGUCCAUCAGAGCCUCUGAACAUGCCCUUUGCCAAGUCUCGUCGUGUGAGGGCAUCCUCAUGCUGCCUGGAAGGAGAGGGAGCCGACACCUCGGAUUCUCCUGGACGUGAUGCUCUGAUCCCAAGGAGUGCAAGCUCUAGUCGUCUCUCUGAGCCGUUAUGCCUCAAGACUGCCUUUGAUAACCUGGCUAUGAAUCCUGGCAGCAGCAUAGAAGGGAUACCAGGUGCUAUCGCUGCUAGUCCCCCGAUGAAUCCAACCAGUUUCUACAUAGGUAGCCAAUCACGGCGAAGCUCAGUGCUGACCGAGGGGUCACCGUCAAGUCAAGGGUCAAUGACUUUUGCCACCUCACCUCCUUAUAUGGAGGGACCUAUCUCAUUUGUUGCUCCAGAGCUUCCAGAGGAAACAAUCCUAGCUCCGGAGCACACAGAAACUGUAGAUAGGCUGAAUGUUAUUCUUGGUAUCGUGGAGGCGAUUGUAGAGGUGGCGAAGUCAAGAAGCGUUCCCCUAGCAGAAUCUAUCUACAAUCAAGGCUCAUCUAUCUUCAGCAACUCACAAGUCUGCUUUGUCAGUGAGAACUAUAGGUUAGCUGAGCAGCUUGUUUUGUAUACCCGUUCCCUUGAGCUACUCAAUGCUGCACUUACCAUGGCCAAAGAAGAAUUCAGCGCAGCAAGGUUAAAACCCUCAAAUGCGGUCAAAACAGUCCUUCAGGAUCUAAAUCGUGUCUACCACCUCUGCCUAACGAAGAGCCGUCAACUCUGUGAAGGGAGCCCUCUGCAGUCCUUAGACAUCGAUCUUAACACUGCAAUGAUCACUGCUGAUAAGCUGAUGUACAGCUAUGCCAUUGAACAGUGCCAGUCUGCUGGUAUGGACGAGAUGUUUGGCAACUCGCAAGAGUGCUUUCAACGAUAUCGUACUGCUCAAAUGCUGCUUCAUGGGCUCUGUCUUCAGGCUGGGACAGAUCAUGACAGAAAUCUACUCUUGAAAUUUAAAAAUGCCCUUGACCAAAGACUGCUUUUCCUUGAGAGACAGCAGCCUGCUGCGACUCCGAUGAUUGGCCAUCUCUAGGUAUGGUCGUUGGUAGGACUCUGAGGAUAUGUCAGGUUAAGAGGUAAACCAUCUUCCAAGAUAUCCAUGGCUGAUAACCUCUGGAAUUUGGUAAUCUGUGAGGAUGUUGCUUUCGCACCAAACGGCUUUGUCAAGGACUCACGGAUCUCCCAACCGUUGAUAAGUUAAGAAGUUAACCAUCUUCCAAGACCUCUGUGACUGGUCACUCCUGCAAUGUUAGGGGCUGGAGUUAUCUACAUUGGCACUAAAUGCCUAUCUCAAAGACUCAAGAAUCUCCUGACCUUUGAUAAAUUUAGGAGUUUCCCGCCUUUCAAGAUCUCCUCUUGUCAUCAGUUGGAAGCUUGUAAGCUGAAGGGACGGUCACUGUCCUUUCCUUUGUUGUCAGCAAAGGCUAUCUCCAGGAUUACAGGAUAUCUUGACAAUGAAUAAGUGUAGGAUUUGACUAUCUUCCAGAACCUUCAUAAUUGGCCUCCCCUGAAAAGUUGGUCACCUUUAGGAAGUGCUAUUUCUUAGGUUGGCACUUAAUGGCUGUUUGUAAUACCCACAUAUCUGUUGUGCUUAGGUGAGUUUAGGAGUUCAUCAUCCAAGAUCCCCAUGAAUGGUCUCUCCUGGAAGUCUGACCAUGUCUAGGAGGUUCCUUCUUGCUGGUUGGCAUCACUGGCGGAGGUAACGAUCUUCUAAGAUGAAGAUGACUGAUCAUGUCUUGUGUUUGAUCAUCCCAAGAACUUCAGCAAUCUAAAAGGACCAAUGUUUCCUUGGAUAACUUUGAUGGAGAACUUCAAACUUAUAAGUCUUUUGGUGUUAGUUUGGUCAACCUAUGCUGCUGUGCGCAAGUUCAUCUUGGGCCUCAAUGAAUAGUCAAUCUUAUUCUUGGACAAGUGAGAGAUAAUGAGGAAAGUACCUGUGCUUCACCUGAAAGACUCCUGCAGAUGCAGAUGUAGGCUUAUAGAAUGCUUAACUCUUUUGUGUUAGCACAGGCAUUGAACUGUCAGACAACAUACUUAGAACCCCUGAAAGUAGUUGAUGAGCCUGUGUGGGUUAUGGUAAGAGAGGAGUAGGACAUGACAUAUGUCUGGUCAAGAAUUUGUGUGGAAAUCUCUGAAAAGCUUGUGUUUAUGAAGUUAGGAAUAUGACAAGUUGAUGUGUUAUUGAUUGUGCAAUCCAGAUUAGUGAAUAUUCAGUUAGAGUUGAAUAAGUUAAAGAGUAAAGUAUUUAUUGUUUAUUAUUUUCAGCUUUGGUUUACAAAAGUGAGGGAAGAUGAACUUUAUAUCUUAGAGGGUUACUGGUGGUAUUCCACAUUUUUGUUCUCCCUAUUCUGCUCUUUUGUUGUGGAUUCUACUUUUCAAUGCUUGCGUCUCCUUUUAUGCCCCCCCUUAUUACCCCAUGCUUAAUGAUUCCAUCCUAUGCAAUAUGAUAUUCGAGGCAAGAGACUUUGAUAAUCAAAAUAGUUCAAUAACGCUUUUUAUCAGCAUUUUCUGCCAAGUUAUGAAUUAUAAGUUAUGAAUUAUGUACCAAUAAGAUGAUAAGUUCUGCAUAAGAGAUACAUGUACAUGUAUGUUCUGUAUAAGAACAUUUUUUUAAGUGUGGAAUAACUUGAAUGUAGUUGAUGUAGAUUGAAUUUGAACAGGAAGUUUUCUUCUUGAGAGAAAUCCCAGUUGAAAAUCUUGACAUUGUACAUGUACAAGAUUAAACAGUUAAAAUUGAGAUUAAGGCAGUAAAUGAUUCUCCGUAUGAAGAAUAUUAUAUUUUUAGUACAUCAUUUCUAAGAUUAAGGAACAGUUGCUAUUUUAACUGAAUAAUUUAAUCUGUUUGUUGCAUGCUUACUUCAUGCUGCAAAUCGACCAUUUCCCCCAUGCUUGAAUUAACAUGCUGAAAUAUAAAUGUAUUUUCACAUGGUAAAAUGUACUGUUUUCUAGAUGUGUGCAGAAUGUAUUAUGGUGCUUUUAUUAAAGCAGUGUUUGAACCCCGUUCAUCCCAGGAUGUAAACAUAUUUCGUUAUGGUUUAGAACUAGUGAAAUCAUUUACAUCUUCACCGAGUGGUUUAGUGUAGAUUUUGUUGUUGUUGACAACAGAGGAGAUGAAUGAAUUACAACAACAAACAUUGCAUGUGGCACUCUACCUGAAUGCGAUGAUAGUUGUUGCCUAAUGCCUCAGAAAAGUUUACGAGAUUGAUGGCGCAUAAUGAAUGCUGUGUUUAUUGUUAAUGCCUCCUUUGUAAAUGGAUCCAUUGUUGUAGCUUACAUUUCAUUCUUUUGAAAGCCUUUUCACUGCUAGAGUAGAAAAUAUGUUUCUUUGAUAACUUUAUUUUUUCAUUAAGAAUACUCUUUAUGAAAAGAGUAAGUCUGGGCAAGACUCCCAUUUUUCAUCAUUUUUUUUUUACUCCACUUUACUUCCAAAGCUAGUGAUGGACACAAGUGGCCACAAAUGAUAAUAAUUUAUCCUCUUCCCUUCCGGUUUGCAUUAUGCUUCCGCUAAAGGUGUCUGUCCUCCAAGAAGGUCAGCGGCACAGUGAGGGUCCUCUUAUAGACUCCUGUACUAUUGUUUAGUCUUGAUACAAUCCCCUUUUAACAAAAGGAUUACAAAUAUAUUGUUGAGUUUGGUAUAAACUGCACUAGAACACCCUAUGCGAUCUUUAUCGGGAAAACAGAAUUGUUUUGAGGCACUCUGUAAUCCAUUUGGCAGCAUAUUUAAGGUAGGAAUGUUCUGAAGAGUAUUGUGGGUAAAUAUGUUAUUCUAUUGAGUUUAGAUUAUAAGACUACAUGAUCAAAUGUUGCAUUCUGGGAAGGAAGCAGGGGCUGUUUAGAACUCCAGAUGACGCUAUUCAAUGUGAUUGUGGCAUUUUGCCUUUAAGAGAAACACAUAACAAAAAGAGUAAUCACAUACAUGUAUAGGAGAAAAUAUAUUUUGUGUGGAAUUGACAGUAAACAUGCAGCUAGGGAUUGUGAUUUCGAUAUAGUCAGUACACGAAGGAGAGUGAGAAAUUUUUCAGCUUUUGAAAAUACCCCGACACAGUGCAAUACUGAAAUGUGUGUAUCAUACAUCAACGUAUGAAGUUUGUACAAAUAAACUGCAAUUGUAUAUAAAGAAAGAAUACAUAGCUAGUGCGGCUGCAACUCUGCAUAAUGAACAGCCCAUAUAUAUGUAAAAUAUGCUAUAAAAACUGAAAUUGUGACAAGCAUGAGACAUGAUUUAAUUGUAAGAUAUAGAACUCAUAUCAUGAACAUACUGUCUGUGGUGUGUUGUGUUUGAUAGCAUUUUUAAGUCUCCCAAUUUGUAAGAAACAGUAUUAUUGCUUUUUUUUUCUAGCAAGAAUUGUGUUCUUACCUGUAUAUGUUGAUGUACAUGUAUGUUCUUUUUAUAUUCAGUAAAAUACUACUCAUGUGUGGAAUAUGUACUGUCUUUGGGAAUAGGAUGUUGUAUGUUAUUCACGUAUACAGUAUAUUAUUAUUUAGCACUGCAGAGGGAUCGCUCCCUCUAUAGUUCAUGUAGACUAUACCCAUUUAUAUCAUUUGUUCAGGCAGGAUGGUAAUAUUGGGCUAUAAGAUUUUCAGUCCAAACAGUGAUUUGAAGCUGAUAACAAGCAAUACGUCACAAAUCUCUGUGGACUUUUUUUUCUGUCGUAUAGCUUUCACUUUAAAAGCAUUUUACUAGAGAAAGGAAUCACUGCUUUGUUUAUCUUUCAAGUUUUAUAUGCAUAGAUCUUCAGAAUCUUUUACAAUAGAAAACUGCGCUAGAAGCAAUAUAUACAUGAAAAAGGGCAUUGCACAAUAUCAUUUGUGGUUCAUAUCUCCAUCCUAUCUAUUAGAUGUUUUCUGUGGUAUACUGCCUAGUUAAUCAAAGAAUAUGAAAGAUAGUUUGGUGUUUCAUGGUUAGAUACAAGUAUUGCUUUUAUUUAUUGAAAUCAUUUAAAAGGAUGAGUAGGAUUAAGAUAGCACAUCGCUGUGCCUACAAAUUCUGUUUAUUUACAAGACGCACAUUACUUUCCAUUUGGGUACUACCUGUGCCUAUGUGUUUUAUUGAAGUUGUAUUGUCUUGUGAAAUGUCUUUAUCAUGCGAUCAUGUCUGUGAAACAAGUUUGUAACUUUGUUUCAUUUUGAAGUAGAAGGUCUUUGCUAGAACUAAGAUGCACUAAUAUUUAUUAUUAUGAAUAUUUUUGUAGUGUAUUGGCAUUGAUGUGUGUAGAGGAGAGAAAGAGCCCAAAUAUUUAUAGAAAAAUCUAUUUUGCAAGUCACAAAGUUCUAUGUUGGGACAUGUGUCAUAUAGGUGUUUUUGUUCUUCAGGACUGUAUGAAAUGGGAGUACAUCAUUUUUUUUUUUAAACCAAGUGCACACCUAGUUACCAAGAAUGCAUUUUGCAUUAAUUGGAAUGUAUUUUCAGAA